CUCUCCACUGUGAAGCAGCGCGUCACGAAGACCCCGAGUUGCCUGGAAUUCAAUUAACAACUCCAGAAUAGACUGCCUAACAAGUUAGGGAAAAAUCGAUUGUAUUGAGAUUUUGGACGGUGACUAUCAUCAUUAAGAAUUAUGCGCACUUUGCCGUGACUGGAAUACAGCAUUCUCUGAAAGAAUUUAACAGACGCUUUGCUACCAAGUUUUUGGAGUUACGCAUCACGCACCGUACCGUGGACGGUUAAACCUCACCAGACUUCACCCUUCUCUCGGCAAGUAUGAAAUCAGCUGAAGAAGAUGCGUACAGCUUCCCACCAAAUGCCAGCCUGUCCCUUCCCCUGAGCAGUCCCUGUCACCCCAUCCAGUACCACAGCUUGCAGACCAGCCCCUCCAUCUCUGUCUCAAUCAGUCAGCCCCCCUCCUUCUCUCCUCAUGAAGACAUGGCCUCUGUGGCAUACUACCACUCCUCUGGCAGUGGCCCUAACGGAGCCCCAGCCUUGGAGAGCCCACGCAUAGAGAUCACGGCUUACGGCCAAUUUCCUGACACUGAAGUUGAGGAGAGCAGUGUGCCUGUAGCCAAGCGGGUCAACUCCAUUGUCACCUUGACUCUGCCUAGUGGUGAGGGCUACCGUGACCCCACCUGCCUGAGCCCAGCGAGCAGCGUCUCAUCCCGCAGCUGCCAUUCGGAGGCCUCCUCGUAUGAGUCGGGGUACUCGUGCAAUUACGACAACUCGCCUCAGAACUCGCCGUGGCAGUCGCCCUGCGUCUCGCCCAAAGGCUCCUCGCUAAUGUCUGGAGCGCUCAGUGCCUCGCCCCGCCACUCGCCCACUGGGUCGCCCCGCGCCAGCAUGACUGACGACAGCUGGGCGGGCUCACGCAGCUCGCGCCCCAGCUCCCCCUGUGGUGGGAAGCGGAAGUGCAGCUUCAACGGUGGUGCCUCGCACAAGUUUCGCCCGUGCUCGCCGAACCUGUCGCCAGGGCUUUCGCCGCACACCUCGCCUCGGCUCAGCGUGACGGAUGACACGUGGCUGCCCAACACCAACCAGUACACCAACUCUGCAAUCGUGGCGGCCAUCAACGCCCUCAGUACGGAUGGAAUGUCAGACCUUGGUGAGGGCAUUCCACUGAAGACCAGGAAAACCAGUGUGGACCACAGCGCUUCACUGAGCCUGAAGAUCGAGCCCGGGGGUGAGGACACAGGCUCCGCAGAGCUCUGUCACGAGGAUUAUGCCACUUCACGCCUGCCCUUUAAGAAGGAGAACUACGCCAGCUUCCUUGAUGUACCACAGCAUCCAUUUUGGUCCAAACCAAAGCCCUACAUCAGCCCCUCCCUGCCAGCUCUUGAUUGGCAGCUGCCCUCCAGUUCUGGGCCAUACAGCCUGCAGAUCGAGGUCCAGCCUAAAUCUCACCAUCGUGCCCAUUAUGAGACCGAGGGCAGCAGAGGGGCUGUGAAAGCACUGGCAGGAGGACACCCAGUGGUUCAGCUUCAUGGCUACGUGGAGAGCGAGCCACUGACCCUGCAGCUGUUCAUCGGCACGGCCGACGACCGCCUGCUGCGACCGCACGCCUUCUACCAGGUCCACCGCAUCACGGGCAAGACAGUGUCCACGCCCAGCCACGAGGUCAUGCAGGCCAACACCAAAGUGCUGGAGAUUCCACUCCUGCCUGAGAGUAACAUGAGGGCCAUAAUCGACUGUGCUGGGAUUCUGAAGCUGCGGAACUCUGACAUCGAACUACGGAAAGGCGAGACGGACAUUGGGCGGAAGAACACGCGCGUGAGGAUGGUGUUCCGCGUCCACAUUAACCAACCCAAUGGCAGGACGGUCUCCCUCCAGGCGGCCUCCAAUCCCAUCGAGUGCUCCCAGCGGUCUGCGCAGGAGCUGCCACUGGUGGACCGGCAGAGCAUGGAGAGUGGUAGCACCUCAGGGGGAGACAGGAUGGCUCUCAGUGGACACAACUUCCAACCUGACUCCAAGGUGGUGUUCGUGGAGAAAGCGCAAGAUGGUCAUCACAUAUGGGAGAUGGAAGCCAAGGUUGACAAGGACUCCUUUAAACCAACAAGCCUACUUGUGGAGGUUCCCCCUUAUCGAAACCAAAGGAUAUCAAGCCCAGUUCAGGUGAACUUCUACAUAUGCAAUGGCAAACGGAAGAGGAGCCAAUACCAGCGGUUCACCUAUCUGCCCCCGAAUGUUCCCACCAUAAAGACAGAGCCCCAUGACGACUAUGACCUGCCCCCGGUGUGCGCCCAGCGCCGUCCUCCCCCUCCCAGCCUCACCCUGCCCCCUAAGCCUUUCUACGCCCCACAAGCCCCACCCACCAUGCCAACUCCGGACCACAGGGCAUACGCCACCAGCCCCCAGAGACUUGUGACGAGGCCCUCGCCACUGCCCUGCACCUCCCCUUCUAGAGGCAACCCUAAAGUGCACGACCUCUCCCCCACACACCUCUCCCCGCAGGGCCUGUCGCCAGGCAUCACGGGCAUCAGCCUGGGGCCAAGCACCGCACCUCAUGUGUCGGCCAUCCAGCCCACGCCCGCCCGUUACCAGCAGUCAGUCCUCUACCCGCCAACUGGCGCUUCCUCUCCCCCAGGCUCCCACCCCCCCACUCCAAACUCCACUGCUGAGCUGGUCUUCGCUCCCAGCCACAGCCUGGCUCGGCCUGCGGGUACCGGCCAGGCCCCGGCACUGCCCAAAGCCCCAGCAAGGAGCGGGUCUUCCCCACUUUUGCAGGACGAGGGAGCGCCUGCCCUGCUAUCUGUCAGCAUCAAGCAGGAGCCACAGGAACUGGAUCAAAUAUACUUAGAUGAUGUCAACGAAAUCAUACGGAACGACCUCUCUAGCAUCUCCGUGCAGAGCCAUGCGUAGCAACAAUGGGAGAAAGCGGGGCCAGAGAAGACUUUGGAUCGCAUGUUGAAACUCUCCAAGCAGCACAAAAGCAUGAAUCACCUGACUGCAGUGUCACUGUUCACACAGGAGAGUGAGUUCAAGAGCUGGCAGGGAUUUGCUCACUCAUAAACCAGUCCGAGCUAACUGGCCGAUUGGAAGCCAGCGCAGAAGGAGUACAGAAUAACAACAACGUAUUAUCAAAACAGUGUGUGAAUUCGUGGACCAAGCUUCCUGUACAAUACUCUUCUUUCUCUAUUUCUUCUUCUGCACUUGUGUAGCUCUUUAACUUAUUACCUAAAGUGCAAUUUUUUAAAUAAUUGUUUCAUGUCUAAAUAUGUACUGUUUGCAUAUAUGCCAAGAAGCCUUAAAUCCAGUAGUCUUAUUAUUAGUUGUUUGACAGGAGAUCUUUGGUAAAUAAUCUCGUCUGAAAAGCCAUUCCAUUGCCUAUUUUGUUAUUGUCCAGCUAUGAAACAUUUAACUGGAAUUGCAAUUUCUUGAAGAUUCUAAUAGAGUUGUAUUUAUUGUCUCAACUUGGGCUUGAAUGCAUUGAACACAAGUCAAGAAAAUGAGUACUGCGUGUUGAUAUCUGCAGUCAUUUUAUCUGAUAGUUUAAUUUUUUAUGGACAGGAUAGCAUUACAGUUGUCUUAUCUAUAAUUUUCAAUCAAAAGCAUUUUGUACAGGUUAACCAAGAUCUGAUUGCACAACUUGUACAGUCUUUGUGCCUCUAUGACCCCUUCAGUCGGGCCACUGUGCCUUAUAUGACCAGUUGCUUUUAGCCUUUUAUGCUCAACUGCAUGUUGUCAAAAUUUGCUCAGACAUUGUAUAAUCAUUCUAUCUUUGAUGACAGGAAAAAUAUUUUCUCAUUGUCAUGUGCUUUUUGUUUCCUGACACUCAGUAUUAUCAUAGCUUUCAUGUCAUUGUUUUUGUAGGUUAAAAGUCAUUAGCUAAUGUAUGCACUUUACUUUGUACUUCUACUUACUGAUAUCUUGAAAACUAUUGCAUAUCAUUACUUUUUUUUUUUUCCUGACAGUGAAUUUAUAAAAGCAAUAUGCCAAAGGCUAAUAAAGACACCGGAUAAUGUUUUACUAUCAA
Molecule: messenger RNA, 3984 nt
Organism: Electrophorus electricus (electric eel)
Lineage: Eukaryota; Metazoa; Chordata; Actinopteri; Gymnotiformes; Gymnotidae
Gene: nfatc1
Product: nuclear factor of activated T cells 1
Biological process (GO): cytokine production; regulation of transcription by RNA polymerase II; calcineurin-NFAT signaling cascade
Cellular component (GO): transcription regulator complex
Molecular function (GO): transcription factor binding; RNA polymerase II cis-regulatory region sequence-specific DNA binding; DNA-binding transcription factor activity, RNA polymerase II-specific
Source: RefSeq, a predicted model, not a curated record